Molecule: messenger RNA, 2128 nt
Organism: Girardinichthys multiradiatus
Lineage: Eukaryota; Metazoa; Chordata; Actinopteri; Cyprinodontiformes; Goodeidae
Exons: 11
Coding region: 1347-2063 (238 amino acids)
Source: RefSeq, a predicted model, not a curated record
AGUAACAGAAAUCUACCGGGGUUGCGAGAGCUGUCUAAACCACUCUGAAAACCUUCAGCCUAUUUUGACAACCAAUAAUGUAAUUGCUGCCAGAAUUGUAAGAAUUUUGGCAAUUUUAAAUGCAAUAAAACAAAUAAUGUAAUAACUUGCCAAUAUUGUAAAACAGUUUAUUAGCCAAUAAUAUACAGUAAUAACAUUUAGCCAGUAAUGUUGUUUGGUUAAUGCUGAGCAAACAAAUGUACACCACGACUGUUGUCAUCUUCCUGAUUUCUUGCCCUUUCCAAUAAGAGAUCAAACUACCAAAUGCACUUAAUAGUGAUUAAUUGAGUCGAGGAUUGAUUUCAGAGUUGCCUAAUGCGUAUCAUGAUGAAAACAUAUGAAAACUUUGAAAUCCACUAUACCUAUUUUUAGAAAAUGCAAACAAAACAAACAAAAAAAAUCCCUGCAUGUUUUUUUUUUAGUGAGAAGAGGAAGUACCGUGUACUAGAGGGAGGUGGUGUACCUGUGUCCUGGACAAGUGGAUGCAUGUGAGCUGCUGAAGUUCAGGAUUCUCAGCUUUUAAACCAGUUAAUGGGGUUUUACUAUAUUAAACACACAGCUGAUGCGCACUGAUGGCAUCCUCACAUAGGUGUUACCAUGGUCCAAGUGUGUGAGGGCUCUUUGUAGAGCCCAGGUUCUUUUUACUAUAUAUGGAAUCAUGAUAGUACAGUGCAGUAUAUCAGAAUGUGAGAAAACAAGUCCGUUUUUUUUUUCUUUAUUAGUGGUUUCAUGUUUUUGUUGUUUUAAAUAUGGAAAGAAAAUAUCACUAAAUUAAAACUUCUGCUCAUUCAUUUUUGAGCACACAAAAGAAAAAAAUUGAACUUGUCCCACAGACACAAGUUAGCAUUUUUAAACUGUUUUCCUUUGUUAGUUAAAAACAGGGGGACAUUUUAUGAAUGGGUAUUAAUGAAAAAAACAACUCUGGUCAUUAUUUCAGUGGUUACUUUGGUCAAAGAAAAGGUUAGAGAGCAUUCUCUGAAGUAACCAGCCACCUGUAAUCAGCACAUAUUAGAGGGUUAGACCCCUCUCUUCCGUGAAUCCGUGUGCUAAGAAGUGUUGUUUUCAAGUUGAAAGGGAAUGAAUAGGCCCUUGUAAACUUAUCACAUUCCAAUUGUUGCUCUUUGGCACAGAAAUGACACAGUGUGCAACACACAGAUGGAGUCUUUGACUAUACAACUCAUUCUGAUCCAUCUGGCCAGAAUCUGUAAUUAACUUCAGUGCAGCCUUGAUGUGGGAGUGCAUAAAAAGCCCGAGUGCAUGGACUCUUACCGACAUACAGAAGACACAGCUGGGGAAAGUGAGGAACAAUGAAGGGCUUCAUGUUUUGUCUGCUGCUGCUGCCAUUUGCUGUCAUGGCAGUACAAGGCCAAAUAAGAGCUCAAAGGCGACAUGUGUUGAUCUUUCUAAAUGAGGGACUUGGAGCAACCACUGAAAGAGCCACACCUGCUAAAGUCACAGCAAAGAGAAAUCCUGGUGAUAGACCACUGAGGAACCAAGAUUCCGAUGAUUUGUCUGAGAUGCAAUCAGCUGAGAGUUUUGUCACCACUGGCUAUCCAGGACCUGAUCAAAGUGGAAGUGAAAGCAAAGAAACAUCUAAAGACAACGACAGCUAUGAAGUUAUUGAUCCCAAAGCUGGAGUGAAAGGACACGUAACAUCGAGGAGAAAAACACGAGUGGGAACAGACAACAUGCAGCUGCUGAACAGGACCAGCAGGCUUGUUCAGGACAGUAGCAGCCAGGAACAAAUCAAAGCUCAAGUAAAGCUACAGGAAAGUGGUGGUCAGACUGAUCUGGAUAGGGAAGAUGGAAUGAUCAUGAGAUCUGGAAGAGCCACUCAAAGCACAAGACUCAGACUACAGGCUGAGAGAGCCGACCCAGAUAAAGCCAGGGAGACAUCUUGGAAAAGCUCGAAGAGCAACAAUGGAAAACCGGCUGUGGGGCGCAACAGUGAAGAAACCAGAGAAUACAUCAGCUCUGAAACUUUUGAUUCCAGCAGUUUAUCUGCUCCUGUCAAUUCUGGAUGAAGAGCUGCUUCCUUUUGAUGCAUCAGAAGCCACCAUGUCUUGACUCAUCAGACGCAGACAGAAUG